Hordeum vulgare subsp. vulgare (domesticated barley) is the source of this 2422-nucleotide messenger RNA. RefSeq names its product beta-1,2-xylosyltransferase XYXT1-like. Lineage: Eukaryota; Viridiplantae; Streptophyta; Magnoliopsida; Poales; Poaceae. Gene Ontology annotation, molecular function: glycosyltransferase activity. The record is from RefSeq and is a predicted model, not a curated record. The transcript has 6 exons. Bases 240 to 2174 code for a protein of 644 amino acids.
CUCGACAUUACUCUGCUGUCCAUUUAGCUCCAAGCUCACGAGUCACCGCACACCCGCAGUGCCGCGGUAAGCACGUGAGGUCAGGCUCUCUCGCUACCUCACAGCUAUAUACGCGCAGCGCCUCUGCUCCGCUCACCCUCAACACGACCCCCUCACUCGCGAGCAGAGCAUUGCAAGGGGCGAGAGGGGAACGAGCGGCGGAGGCAGAGAAGAAGAAGGAGAAGGGGAGUGGGGCGGCCAUGGAGGGCGGCGGCAAGGCGGCACACCACCACGACACGGCCAGGCUGCUCAAGGCCAUCAGCCGCACCGUCGAGCCGCGCAACUUCGGCAUCGGCCUCGUCGCCGGCUUCCUCCUCGUCACCUGCGCCUACUUCUCCACCGCCAAGUUCGACGCCAUCCACAUCGCGCCCCACGUCAGCCCCCAGGAGGCCCGGAUUGGCUCGCCGGCGAGCGCGGCCGCCGUCGGCUCCAAGCGCCAAUUAGAUUUGGGGGUGCCGGGGCAGGACGCGGCAUUGUCCAGGGAGGGGAGCAAGGCCGAGGUGCUCGACACGGACGGCGACGACAGCAGGAGGACAUCCUCCUCCUCCCCGGCGCAAGAUUUGGUCCACGAUGCGUCGCUGCUGGACACGAAGAAAGACGACACCUUUGCGAGGGACGGCGAUGCGGCCGUGGAGGCCGCCAAGGACGAUGACGCCGCCACCGGCGCUCUUCUCCCUCCGCUGUCGUCCCAGGAACCGGCAAACGGCACGCAAGAGGAACAAGGUGUUCUUGAGGACCAGGAGCUGCAAGUGCAGGACGCCAUCGCCGCCGCCAGUUCUCCAAACAAGAGCAGCAGCAGCAGCGAUGGCGGCUCAGAGUCCGUCGUUCAAUCCGACCCGGCGACGCUUCCUGCUCCCGUCCAGCAGACUCCUCCUCCUGCCGUUCCAGAGGCUCCCAAGCAGGUGGCCACGGCUGCUCCGGUCCAGCAGAUUCCCCUCAUCCCAGAGGCUGCCAAGCAGCCAGGUCCGGAGGUGUCGACGGCGGCGAGGCGGGAGUGGAAGCCGCUGUGCGACCUGACGUCGAACCGGCGCAUCGACUGGUGCGAGCUGGACGGCGACGUGCGCGUCCACGGCGCCCAGGGCACGGUCACCCUGGUGGGCACGGCCAAAGCCGAGGAGUGGCGUGUCAAGCCGUACCCUCGCAAGGUCGACCCCAACGCCAUGCGCCACGUGCGCGAGAUCGCCGUGCGCUCCACCACGCUCCCCGGCGGUGACGAGGAGUGCGCGGUCAAGCACUCGGUGCCGGCGCUGUUGUUCUCGGACCGCGGGUACACGGGCAACUACUUCCACGCCUACACGGACGUGAUCCUGCCGCUCUUCCUCACGGCCAAGCGGUACGGCGGGGAGGUGCAGUUCCUCGUCUCCGACCUGCAGAUGUGGUGGAUCGGCAAGUUCCUCCCCGUCUUCAAGAGCCUCUCCAACUACGACCUCGUCGACCUCGCCGCCGACAACCGCACGCGCUGCUUCGCGCACGUCCAGGUCGGUCUCACCUGCCACGCCGACUUCAGCAUCGACCCGCUGCGCGCGCCCAACGGCUACUCCAUGGUCGACUUCACCAGGCACAUGCGCGGCACCUACGGCCUGCCCCGCGGCCUGGCCGUGCCCGCCGCCGGCGCCAGGCCGCGGCUCCUGCUCAUCGCGCGCGCCAGCACGCGGCGGUUCGUGAACGCCGACGAGAUCGUGCGGGCGGCGCAGAAGGUCGGGUUCGAGGUGGUGGUGUCCGAGGGCACGCACGAAGUGGCGCCGUUCGCGGAGCUGGCCAACACGUGCGACGCCAUGCUGGGCGUGCACGGCGCCGGGCUGACCAACAUGGUGUUCCUGCCCACGCGCGGGGUGGUGAUCCAGGUGGUGCCGCUGGGCGGGCUGGAGUUCGUCGCCGGCUACUUCCGGACGCCGUCGAGGGACAUGGGAUUGAAGUACCUCGAGUACCGGAUCUCGCCGGCGGAGAGCACGCUGACGGAGCAGUACCCGCCGGACCACCCCAUCUUCACCGACCCCGACGGCGUGAAGAGCAAGGGGUGGGAGUCGCUCAAGCAGGUGUACCUCGACAAGCAGGACGUCCGGCUCGACCUCAAGAGGUUCCGGCCGCUGCUCAAGAAGGCCAUCGCACACAUCAGAGCCAACAAGCUCCAGUGAACCAAUCACUUGAUCUUCUUUUAGUUAUGAUGAUGAUAUAUACCGGUAGUAGUGUGUAUGUAUCUAUAUGUGGCAGUGUAUGUAGUAGUCUAAGUCUAGCAGAUGAGAUGAGAUGAGAUGAGAUCGAUCCACACAACAAAAUUGUACGAUAUGAGAGGCAUGGCGAUCGGUUUGUAGAUGAGGUUCUGAGAGUAGCCGAAAAGUGUAGUGGCACAAGAAGUUAGAUGAUGGAUGUUUUUUUUUUCUCA